Molecule: messenger RNA, 810 nt
Organism: Chiroxiphia lanceolata (lance-tailed manakin)
Lineage: Eukaryota; Metazoa; Chordata; Aves; Passeriformes; Pipridae
Product: beta-1,3-galactosyltransferase 2-like
Exons: 2
Cellular component (GO): membrane
Molecular function (GO): N-acetyl-beta-D-glucosaminide beta-(1,3)-galactosyltransferase activity
Source: RefSeq, a predicted model, not a curated record
AUGAAGCCCGUGCCGAUCCCCCGCCUGCUGCUGCUGCCGCUGGUGGCGGCGCUGGCACUGCUGGCACUCAACGACACGGCCCCCACUCGGCACCCGCUGCAGCCGCCGUACCCGCACCCCUACCGCUUCCUGCUCAACCACCCCGACAAGUGCCGGGCGCGGGCGCCGUUCCUGGUGCUGCUGGUGGCCUCGGCGCCGGCGGACGUGGCCGCCCGCGACGCCGUGCGCCGCACGUGGGGCAACGAGAGCUCCGUGCCGGGCGCGUCGGUGCUGCGGCUCUUCCUGCUGGGCGCCCACCCCGUGUUCGACGCCGCGCUGCGCCCGGUGCUGCGCGAGGAGGACGAGCUGCACGGCGACCUCCUGCAGCAGGACUUCCUGGACACCUACAACAACCUGACGCUGAAGACGCUCAUGGGGCUGGAGUGGGUGAGCCGCUUCUGCCCCAACGCCACCUACGUGAUGAAGGCCGACACCGACGUCUUCCUCAACCUGGAGUUCCUGGUGCGGCGGCUGCUGCUGCCGCCCAAGCGCAACUUGGUGACGGGCUACGUGUACCGCAACACCGGCCCGCUGCGCAGCCCCGCCUACAAGUGGUUCGUGCCGCGCGAGGUGUACCCCAACGACACGUACCCGCCCUACUGCGGCGGGCCCGGCUACGUGCUCUCGGGGGACGUGGCGCUGCGGGUCUUCGCCGCGGCGCAGACGGUGCCGCCCAUCAACAUGGAGGACGCCUUCGUGGGGCUGUGCCUGCACGCGCUGGGGCUGCGCGUCACCGACGGGCCCCCCGGCGCCUUCACCAUGUACCACCUG